This is a messenger RNA of Nyctereutes procyonoides (raccoon dog), 1815 nucleotides long. RefSeq names its product keratin 76 (gene KRT76). The transcript has 11 exons. Gene Ontology annotation, cellular component: keratin filament. NCBI's taxonomy places the organism in Eukaryota, Metazoa, Chordata, Mammalia, Carnivora, Canidae. Gene Ontology annotation, biological process: keratinization; intermediate filament organization. The record is from RefSeq and is a predicted model, not a curated record. Gene Ontology annotation, molecular function: structural constituent of skin epidermis. Bases 1 to 1815 code for a protein of 604 amino acids.
AUGAACAGACAAGUCUGCAAGACAUCUGGUGGCGGCAGCCAGGGCUUCUCGGGCCGCUCCGCCGUGGUCUCAGGCAGCAGCAGGAUGAGCAGUGUGGCCCGCUCCGGGGGAGCCAGUGGAGGGGCCUGCGGGUUCCGGGGUGGAGCGGGAGGCUUCGGCAGUCGCAGCCUCUACAGCCUGGGUGGCAACAAGAGCAUCUCCAUCAGCGUGGCUGGUGGCUCCCGGGCUGGUGGCUUUGGGGGAGGCCGUAGCAGCUGUGGCAGUGUCUUUGGGGGCGGCUAUGGAGGUGGUUUUGGUGGUGGCUAUGGAGGUGGGUUUGGUGGUGGCAGAGGAAUAGGAGCUGGUGGCUUUGGAGGGCCUGGUGGCUUUGGUGGCCCUGGUGGCUUUGGUCCUGGUGGCUUUGGUGGUCCUGGUGGCUUCCCCGGGGGAAUCCAGGAAGUGACUGUCAACCAGAGCCUCCUGCAGCCCCUCAAUGUGGAGAUCGACCCCCAGAUCGGGCAAGUGAAGACCCAGGAGCGCGAGCAGAUCAAGACCCUCAACAACAAGUUUGCCUCCUUCAUCGACAAGGUGCGGUUCCUGGAACAGCAGAACAAGGUCCUGGAGACCAAGUGGGAGCUGCUCCAGCAGCAGACCACAGGAGCUGGCUCAGGACCCAACAACCUGGAGCCUUUCUUUGAAUCCUACAUCAGCUUCCUGCGGAGGCAGUUGGAUUUGGCUCUAGGGGAGAGAGGAAAUCUGGAAGGAGAGCUGAAGAAUAUGCAGGACCUUGUGGAAGACUUCAAAAAGAAGUAUGAAGAUGAGAUUAACAAGCGGAAUGCGGCUGAGAAUGAGUUUGUGGGGCUCAAGAAGGAUGUGGAUGCGGCGUACAUGACCAAGAUGGAGCUGCAAGCCAAGGUGGACAGCCUGACAGAUGAACUGAACUUCUUGAGGACCCUCUAUGAGAUGGAGCUGUCUCAGAUGCAGAGUCAUGUCAGUGACACAUCUGUGGUCCUGUCCAUGGACAACAACCGCUGCCUGGAUCUGGACAGCAUCAUUGCAGAGGUCAAGGCCCAGUAUGAGGAGAUUGCCCAGAGAAGCAAGGCCGAGGCUGAGGCAUUGUACCAGACCAAGCUUGGGGAACUUCAGACCACUGCUGGCAGGCAUGGGGAUGACCUGAAGAGUACCAAGAGUGAGAUCAUGGAGCUAAACAGGAUGAUCCAGAGGCUGCGGGCUGAGAUUGAGAAUGUUAAGAAGCAGAAUGCCAACCUGCAGGCAGCCAUCGCUGAAGCUGAGCAGCGUGGGGAGAUGGCCCUCAAGGAUGCCAAUGCCAAGCUCCAGGGCUUGCAGACCGCCCUGCAGAAGGCCAAGGAUGACCUGGCCCGGCUGCUGAAAGAGUACCAGGAGUUGAUGAAUGUGAAGCUGGCGCUGGAUGUGGAAAUAGCCACCUACAGGAAGCUGCUGGAGGGUGAAGAGUGCAGGAUGUCUGGAGAAUGUCAGAGUGCUGUGAGCAUUUCGGUGGUCAGCAAUGUCACCAGCACAAGCAGUGGCUCUGGUGGAAGCCGUGGAGGCGGAGGCUACCAGAGUGGCAGCAGCGGGGGCUACCAGAGUGGCAGCAGCGGGGGCUACCAGAGUGGCAGCAGCGGGGGCUACCAGAGCGGCAGCAGUGGAAACAGGCUCAGCAGCGGAGGAAGCAGCUCUGUGAGCCAGAGUGGAAUUGGCUCCAGCUCUGGUGGCAUCCAGACCUCAGGAGGCAGCAGCUAUAAGUCUGGCAGUGGAGGCAGCACCAACAUCCGCUUCUCUCAGACCACCAGCUCCAGCCAACACUGCUCCAAGUGA